UCGGACAAGUGUUCUACGAUCUAUCAUUUGUAUGAGAAGACUGUUGUUCGCGUAGGACUGUAGCAAGUGUUUUUGCUUUCUUUAUGUCCUCUAGGAAACUUCGUAAGACGUUUUCUUCCCCAUAGAACGACAGAUGGAACGAUGAAGUACGGCAUCAUCAACUCGCCGGAGGAAACAACGUCUUGCGACAAGAGAAAUACGGAAGGGGAAAGAGAUAUGGCGUCGGAGGAGGUUCAGUCGUCAGAAGCUGCAGCUAUGGCGAAGCAGCGACAGCAGUCGGACAUUGAUGCCGUCAUAUUUUCGAUCCAGUUCUAUGGCAAGACCAUUGGCGAAGUCGGGUUGAUGGACCAGGACCUGUCCGAGCUGGACUGGAAAAAAUUCAAGUCUUACUUGUUUCAGAAUCUGCUUACUGUUAAUCACCAAGAAAAUAUUUGUGUCAGCUACAGUGAUGAAGAAGGAGAUAAGUUGCCAAUAGACUCUGAUGAGGAAUACAGAGAGGCUCUUAAGGUUGCUAAGAAAAAAGCAGAAAUGCAUGACAAAUUGGUGCUUGAUAUUACUCGCCAAGGAGGAUUUCCCACUGUCCUCUCUAUGGUUUCUUCUGGAAUAAAGAAAGUGAGCUCAUCUCCUCCAAAAGAAGGUGGAAUUUCAUUUUUCAAAGCCUCGUCCCCACCCAAGGAUCACUCUGGAUUUAAAGCUAUUGGUACAGAACGAAAGCUCUUUCAGGGAUUCUUUAUGCCUGAUAAAGGUCCAAUCCCAGGUCAUGUCCAGGGUGUGUGGGGUUAUGACUGUGAUGAAGCACUUGAGUGUGGUAAGGUAAACACCACCUCUACCACCACUACCACAACUACCACCACUUCGCCUGUACCCACUGCACGGUCUGACUGCAAGAGGGGUCCGCCAGUCAGGGCUUUGCGCAGCUCUCCUCCCAAUUUACUUUUCAACUUUGAAGCACCCACUCAUAAUGUUAGUCCGACCCUAGAGACCUCUGCCUGUCAAGAUGUCUUUGGUGCAGGUAUCGACAAGUUGACGGGCGCCAGACCAAAGGAUGUGCGGUUGAAGGGGGAAAUCUCUGAGCAACCUCCUGAGUGGUUUACCAGUUACAUGAACAAGUUUCGUGCAGAGAUAUGUGAAGAAAUUAGUGAACGUGUGUUCUCCAAGGUUACUGAAGCCUUCAAGAAUAACAGUGUGCAACCCUCAUCUAAUCAGGUGGAAUCGCAUGGUUAUAGACUUCAGGCACAGUUAGAACUCAAUAAAACUGAUACCUCAGAAGUCAGCCAUGUUGGAUUCAAGAAUUACUUUGGUACUGGGAGUGAGAAUGCUGAUGGAGAAGUUACAAAGAAGGACUGUGAGAACGAAGAUGUGAGUGUUGACACCCUGAAUUUAGAUAACACCAAGGGCAAGAAGAAAGAAGAUAAAUGUGUGGGUGUAAAGAGGAAGAAGCUUAUCAAAGAAGAGGAACGACUUGCCAAAGAAGAAGGCAGACUCCUGAAGAGGCAGGAGAAAAUUGAGAGGAAAAAACUGAAUUUGACUUCAAAAGGUUCGAUUUCCAGGUAUGCUGAUGAAAUGGAUAGGGCUAGUCGCACUCAAGAGAAGGUGUUUGCCAAGAUGGAAGGUCUCCGUAAGAAGCAGUUUUGCUCUCAGGAGGAGCUCAGCAAACUUAGGAAGAUGGUAGACAAGCAACAGAGAUUUAUGUCAGCUGAGCAAAGACAGCAACGUCGCAGUGAGAGAAAAGCUGGGUAUCAAAAAUUUGGCAAGGCCAAGAAGAUCAAUAUUGAUAACAAGUGCUUCCCAGUUGAUGCUUCCCUGUUACAUGCAGCAUUGCAAGAACUAGAAGCCUUGGCUGAAGAUUCCACAAGUGAUUGUGCAGUGGGGGCAAUGACAAGAGGUUAUGAUGCCCUUUAUCUGAGGGAUAUCACAUACCCUGAUGGCUCUGUCGUACACCCAGGAAAAGAGUUUGUUAAAACAUGGCGUGUUGUCAAUAAUGGAGUUAUGCCUUGGAAUGAGAAGACAACUCUUUGCAAGUGGAGUCAGGUUCGCUUCCGUGGUUCUCCAGCUGGCUGGAAACUAAAGCCAUCUAUGAAGAGAGUGGUGUGCCCACCUCUAGAACCUGGACAAGAGGGCGACAUCUCGAUUACGUUUACAGCCCCCAGUGAACCUGGAUGGUAUGCUACACACUGGCGAUUUUGUCAGCGUGGACGAGUCUUUGGUAAUCAGAUGUGGUGUGCCAUUCGUGUUGAAGAGGAACCCAGUGGUUCAGGAGCACCUGAGUCACAGCUGGAGAAAAUAUUGAUGGAUGACACCGGAAUGAACAAACCAUCUUUUUCAAGAGAUGUGGUGCAUGAUCUUUCUGCUGCCAUUCUGCACGAUGGUAUCAGAGAAACGAUAUUUGAAAAUUACCCAAAUGAAGAUUCUAAAACAUCGAAAAUAAUCACUCCUCCUCGGGAAGAACUUGGUCCUCAGAAUGAUCUUGGCAUUGUUGAAAACUACUAUGAUGCAGAGGAUCCAGUUCAGGCAGAGUGCAUAGAGGGUCUUCAGAAGCUGACAUUGUCUUGUGCUGCCAAACCAGAUGUUUCUAGUGAGGAAAAGAAAGAGAAGGAUCUGAUCACUUUUGAGGAGGAAGCAGAGGUGGUUGACUCAGGUUCAUCAACCCCUGAAUUAUUACCAAGUGUAUCACAAGCACAAGUAGUUCCACUGAAGGAAAUGGCAAAGGAAUCUGUGGAGAGUUUAAUUCACAAGGAUCAGGAAAUGAAAUCUCCAGACAAACAGAGCACAUCUUUCAUCAACCAGUCAGAUUCUAUCAGUAUGUCUAGUGGGUCUUUCUCUGAAUUAGAUUCAGAAGAUCAGGCGAUCCUCAAUGAAUCAGACAGUGAUGGUUCUGACCACGAAUACUACGUUGUACAGUUACCUGAAUGCUUCAACACGAAUUCUGCGCAUGAAGAUUCUGCAAGCAAUGAAAAUGAGUCAGAUUUAGCAAAGACUCCAGUUGCAUGGCCAGAAGAAGUUGAUCGCCCAGAUAGCCCAGACUUUCUCACUGCUGAUGAAGAUGACAGAACAACAGCAGUAGCGUCCAACUCCUCGGAGGAUCUGACAUGUCCUGUCAAUGACCCCAGUUAUACUUCAAGAUCAUCCAGUGUCAGUCGAGAAAGUGACAGCACAAAUCCUGAAAACACACAGAGCAAGAUGCAGAUUCAGAAAGGCAGCAAUUCCUCUUUACCAGACCCUCCUACAGACACGAAACCUUUCAUGGCCAUCCCAAAUGAAGCUCUUCAAACUAAUCUUUUGUAUUCAACUUCUCAAAGCAAGUCUGGGGAUCAGUGUAACCAGGCAAGAAAAGAUCAAGAACCUGGCACCUGGGUAUCAGGAGCAAACUGCCAGAGAAGUGUUGUUUGUGAACAGCCCUACUCUUCACAGCAUAAAGAAACCAAACACAGUGGCUUAAAUAGUGAUGGGGUAACCUCUUCAUUUACCGAGUCAACCACAGGCCCCACCACUUCGCAGAUGCCUGUGGAUCUUGUGGGUGCAUUACCAGAUGAGUUGGUAAGCAUCAUUCCAGAGGAUCUAGUCCGCGGAGCAUGGAACACAGCACGGUCUUUCAUUACUCGUAUAAACCAGGAAAUGUUGUCUCCAACAUCUGAUUCUCCUGGACGCGUGUAUGCUCGUGAAGAGCCAGCAAUUGAACCGCCAGAACCAGCUCAGUCUUCACCAGUUCCAGAUGUAGCAACCCAGCCAGAAGAAUCUGUCUCAGAAAUUUCUAAUGCAGCAAACACAGCAAAGGAAACAUCCUCACCACUUGCACCUCCAAUGCAGCAACUAGAAGACAUGGGGUUUCACAAUAGGGAAGUUAAUGAACGCCUCCUGACAAAGUAUAAUGGUGAUGUAUCCUGUGCUGUGGCAGAACUUAUUAUUCUCGAUUGUCAUUAGCUUUCUCUUCAACUCCUGACAUAUACAGCAUGGAUAAAUAGGUAAAGGGAUAAUUGUGAUUACAAAAUCCAGGUCAUUUGCAGUCAGGAAUAUUGUUACUGGAAAAAUUUCCUUAAUGCUGUUGAAUUCAGACUAAGAUGAAGUACUUUAGAAGUCUACAGCCCUCAUGUUUUAAUGCAUGUUUCCAUAUGGGACCAUGGUUUUAUUUGUUUAACUGACAUUGUUUCUGUAUUUUAGUAGGCUGCAGUUCAGUCUUAUAUUCAUCACCCUUUUCUGUGUAGGUAAAUGCUAGCAUAAGGUUGCAAGCCAGUGCAGAGCCCAUGAAUCCACUUAUAAAACUUUUGAGUUUGCAGGUUUAGAUAUCAUAAAGUAUUGUUGUAGUAGGUCACUUCCAAAAAAUGUUCUUGUGUGAUAAUGAAGUGGGUUUUAUUCAAAAGUUAUUGCUAUAUUGUUUUGAAUUAACAUGGCUUAUGUUAAGAUAUAUGGUGCUUUUUGCAUGUUUUGAAAUUGUAUGGUGAAUACAUAGCCCUUGUAAUGAAUUCAUUCUUUUAACUUGUAUGUUUUAAAAUGUUUAAGUAAUACCCACGUUGAGAACCAGAUUCUUGUCAUGGAAAGUUGCACUGUACUUAUUUGAUUUUUACUGUUGUUUGCUAUUAGCAGUACCUUACAUUAUUAGGUUUUAGAUAAUCAAUUUUGUAAGUCUUCACCUAGUGUUGAGUAUGGUCUUUGUCUAUUAUCCAGUAAUUUGCAUUUUUCAUUUGCUUACAUUCGUAUAGGUAGUACUGAAUGUAAUGUGUGUAGUAACUCUUAUUAACUAACCUGAUCUUUGCUAUUUUUGAAUACUUGUAUAAGUAACAUAUCUUACUAAUAAAACACAAAUGAGUAUAUCCUAUUUACUAUGUGUCAAUACCUGUUGCAGCUUAGAAUGCUGCUACAAUCCCCUCCUCAGCAAAUGAAAUACUUGCUCCUGUAUUGUUUGAGGGGUAUGUGUCAAGUAUACCCUUGGUUUCAUUCUCUACAUGUUCCCAAUAGUGUGACUUUGCAUUUGCUUUUUAUAUCUCACUUAUUGCUAGCUCUGCUUACAGAUGAAUGAAAUUAUAUAAGAUGCAACUGGAGGCUCUGAUUGGAUCAAAUUUUUCCUUCACCAAUGUUUUAUUUAUAAGCUUUAUAAUAUUUUUUUACAUUUUUUAUUAGAGUCUUACUGUAUAGUUGUAGUAAAAGGAAUCUUACUAUUUUGGUAAUUGUCUAUGUAGCUUUUGUUGACGAUGCUUUUUUGUGUUUUUACUUGUGCUGUUCUUAUCUAGGUUAGUCAGGUAUUUAUCAGUAAUACUAGCAUUUCAUUUGGUUUUGUAUACUUUAUGGCAAGUGAAGGUAAUGAAUAAUACCAUAAAGAUUAUUAAUAUUAACACAUAUAUAAAGGCAGUGCUUUUAAGAAGUUAUAUGAGGCUCAAAUAGUAUGUGCACAUAUUCAAGGAUCUUGUUGCUAAUGUAAGUGAUAUGGUUCUCAGAUUUAUAUAAUGAACCUUUAGGAGUUCUGUUUGAAUGUACAGUAAAAUAUUUUUAUAAGGUCCAAACUUAUCUUAAUGCUGUCAUUGCACUAAUAAAGUAUUGAGCUGCUACCAUGAUUCCCAUCUUGGUUAACCCACAGUUUAAUGUCACUUUGCUGUCAUGAUUUGACAAGCCAUAGUUAACUUUCUAUACCACCUUAAUGUUACUUAAGGUGUUGGUGUUAGUAAUUGUAUCAGUAAAAUUGUAAGAAUGUCCAAGUUCAUACCAUUCUUCUGUUGUCAUGUGCAAGGCAAUUAAGGUUCUUGUUGCAGGAAUUCCAAUGUAAUAAACGAAUGAGAUUCUGUCAAUAGAAUUCAGUUUUAUGAGUGAAAAGAAAGUACAUACACAUUCAUGUAUUUCUUGCUCCCAGAUUUUUUUAAUCUGAUAAUAACCCAGAUAGAGAAAUAUUGAAUGUAAACUGUAAAGAAUGUUGCAUUAACACUGCACUGUUGUCCAAAGAAGUAUCUUGAUGAAUUAAUGACCUGUUUAAUGGGUGAAGCAAACUUGUUGGAAUGAUUUAUUUUAAAUUGAAAGUUAUGAGUGUUUUGCUGGGCAUUUCACAUGAACAGAUACUGUUACUUGUUUAUAAAUAUAUUCUGAAUGAAAUUUUAGGGUGAUAAUUGCUAGUGCUGGAGUAGGAUAGUAAUGCUGAGACACUUGAGGUGUGAUAGCUACUAUAUUAAUACCAAAUAUACAUAUAUAUAUGUCAAAGGUAUGUAUGCUAUAUUAUUAAAGGAUGGAUAUAUC
This is a messenger RNA of Macrobrachium nipponense, 6216 nucleotides long. RefSeq lists its product as uncharacterized. The transcript is spliced from 18 exons. The record is from RefSeq and is a predicted model, not a curated record. Gene Ontology annotation, biological process: macroautophagy. Gene Ontology annotation, molecular function: ubiquitin binding. The coding region runs from base 142 to 3921 and encodes 1259 amino acids. NCBI's taxonomy places the organism in Eukaryota, Metazoa, Arthropoda, Malacostraca, Decapoda, Palaemonidae. Gene Ontology annotation, cellular component: phagophore assembly site.